Molecule: messenger RNA, 1999 nt
Organism: Cucumis sativus (cucumber)
Lineage: Eukaryota; Viridiplantae; Streptophyta; Magnoliopsida; Cucurbitales; Cucurbitaceae
Product: mitogen-activated protein kinase 4
Exons: 7
Coding region: 404-1555 (383 amino acids)
Biological process (GO): protein phosphorylation; intracellular signal transduction
Cellular component (GO): cytoplasm; nucleus
Molecular function (GO): MAP kinase activity; ATP binding
Source: RefSeq, a predicted model, not a curated record
AUUUUAAGAAUGUUGGAUAAGGAGGAGAAAGAAAAAUAAGGAAGUUGAAAGAGCAAAUUUCUUAAAGUAGGGCUGAGCUGACCCAACUGCAACAGCAACAGCAACAUUGUGUAUGUAAUCGAUUUAAAGAAGGGAAAAAAAUAAAAGAUCAAAAAGGAAGAACACAGAAGCCAAGCAAUCAAGCAAUCGCCAUUGCCAAUCGCUCUUCACAUUUUUCAGACCUUACUUUUUCAAAAAGCCCCAAAUUUUCACCUUUUUUUCAGAAACCCCAUUUCUCAUUUCUCUUCCAAUGCUUCCCCAAAUAUAGCAUUCGUUUUAGAUGUCAGUAACUGAGAAUAAACAAACUUCCCCCAGUUGCUGAUUCCCUUUGAAACCGCUUCUGGGUUUUCUUUCAAUUCCUAAAAUGGCUACUAAAGAAUCGAGUUCUACCACUGCCACUGAAGGCAAGAUUAAAGGCGUUCUUACUCAUGGUGGGCGAUAUGUGCAGUAUAAUGUGUACGGUAACUUGUUUGAGGUUUCAGCCAAGUAUGUUCCUCCUUUGCGACCUAUUGGUAGAGGUGCUUAUGGUCUUGUUUGUGCUGCUGUAAAUUCAGAGACCCAUGAAGAGGUUGCCAUCAAGAAAAUUGGAAAUGCAUUUGAUAACAUAAUCGACGCCAAAAGGACAUUGAGAGAAAUUAAGCUUCUUUGCCACAUGGAACAUGAAAAUAUUAUUGCUAUUAGAGACAUCAUUAGGCCGCCAAAAAGAGAGGUUUUUAAUGAUGUGUAUAUUGUUUACGAAUUGAUGGACACUGAUCUUCAUCAAAUAAUUCGUUCUGACCAACCACUGACGGAUGAUCAUUGCCAGUACUUUUUAUAUCAGUUAUUGCGUGGGCUGAAAUAUGUACACUCGGCCAAGGUCCUGCACCGUGAUCUCAAGCCGAGCAACCUGCUUCUGAAUGCAAAUUGCGACCUUAAAAUUGGAGACUUUGGAUUGGCAAGGACGACUUCUGAAACCGACUUCAUGACUGAAUAUGUGGUUACUCGCUGGUACCGAGCACCAGAAUUGCUCCUCAAUUGUUCAGAAUACACUGCUGCUAUUGAUGUUUGGUCUGUAGGAUGCAUACUUGGUGAGAUAAUGACCAGAGAACCUCUCUUCCCUGGCAAAGAUUAUGUUCAUCAACUCAGACUUAUAACUGAGCUACUAGGAUCACCAGAUGAUGCCAGCCUAGGAUUUCUCCGAAGUGAUAAUGCUCGAAGAUAUGUCAAGCAGCUUCCACAAUACAGAAAACAACAAUUCUCAGCUAGAUUUCCCAACAUGUCUCCAUCUGCCCUCGAUCUUCUCGAAAAGAUGCUCGUAUUUGAUCCCAACAAACGCAUCACAGUGGAGGAAGCACUUUGUCACCCAUACUUGCAAUCUCUUCACGACAUCAAUGACGAGCCAGUCUGUGCCAGGCCUUUCAAUUUUGAUUUCGAGCAACCGUCGUGCACUGAAGAGCAUAUUAAAGAACUGAUCUGGAAAGAAUCCGUGAGGUUCAACCCCGACGAAUCCGCUAGGAGGACGACUCUUUGCGUUUGACAUGAUCUAGAUGCUGGAAUUGAGCACUUGUUUUCUUUUUCCUGACUAGGAUUUUACUCUCAUGAUCAAGUAGAUAAGAACAGCAGUAAAAAUUUGUAUGCUUACCCAUAUAAAUUGGAGUCCUCUGUAUUGUACAAGGAGCUGAUGCUGAUUUCUGUGAGGGAAUUGGGAGGUUCCCAGAAUCUUGUCAAACCCCAAUAAUUUUAGGCUUUGUAUGACUGAACGAAUUCGAAGAAACUAAGAACAAAAAACAACCGAAAAACCGAAUCGAAAACGGGGCAGAGUAUUAGGUAUUGGGAGAUUUUGGAGGAAAGAUUGUGGAUGUUUGUACUUUCCAUGGAUCUAAUGAACUAAGAAAUAAAGUGAAGGGUGUAAUGUUAGAGAUGAUCUCUUUGUAUUUGCUUCAAUGUUUGUCAAUCAAUUUGCAUACUAUUUUACUCUUAA